CGUAGUAAGAACGAGGUGCGCGUACAGUUAUUGCAUUCCUUAGAAAACUUUUGCACAAAACCUGUGUGUGUUUAAAGACAAUAAAAAAAAAGCAAAAGCAAUUGGCUUAUUUAAAACAUUGUGUUUUUACCAAUAAAUAUAUACAAAAAAUACAACCAUAAAAAUGCUAACAAUGAAUGAACUGGUCGAUCUGCGAAUGCAGCAGCAGAUCGCACAUGAAUUGUAUCGGCAGCAGAUUAUGCAGCGCAUACCUGAUCCGUUCCCAGCCAUGAUGCCAUUCCAUUUGCAACAUCCCAUAAUUGUGCCACAGCGACCCACAUUGCCGGGCGUUGAGGCGAAAUUGGAAAACAACGAACUUUGGCAACAGUUCCACAAAAUUGGCACCGAAAUGAUUAUAACAAAAACUGGAAG
Rhagoletis zephyria (snowberry fruit fly) is the source of this 411-nucleotide messenger RNA. Its product is annotated as T-box transcription factor TBX6-like. Gene Ontology annotation, cellular component: nucleus. Gene Ontology annotation, molecular function: DNA-binding transcription factor activity. Gene Ontology annotation, biological process: positive regulation of DNA-templated transcription. The record is from RefSeq and is a predicted model, not a curated record. NCBI's taxonomy places the organism in Eukaryota, Metazoa, Arthropoda, Insecta, Diptera, Tephritidae.